Dendroctonus ponderosae (mountain pine beetle) is the source of this 1214-nucleotide messenger RNA. It is a transcript of the gene sra, whose product is annotated as protein sarah. The transcript has 5 exons. Gene Ontology annotation, biological process: calcium-mediated signaling. Gene Ontology annotation, molecular function: nucleic acid binding; calcium-dependent protein serine/threonine phosphatase regulator activity. The record is from RefSeq and is a predicted model, not a curated record. NCBI's taxonomy places the organism in Eukaryota, Metazoa, Arthropoda, Insecta, Coleoptera, Curculionidae. The coding region runs from base 281 to 952 and encodes 223 amino acids. Gene Ontology annotation, cellular component: cytoplasm; nucleus.
GUUUGUUAAAACGACUAUUUCACAAAAUAUCCCCCAAAAUAGGGGGUAUGUUCUGUGGACUAUUUUUCGCAGUAAUCUAACCUCAUAAAUUUGUACGGGUGUUCAUAGGAGCAACGUCGCAAAAGAUCAUUACUAGACCUGUCAGGAUUUUGCUGGUGCUUAAAAGGGGCCCAUCUAGUUGAAGGCCUAAAGGGCCCAAGUGGUAGUGCAGCUUGAAGGGGCUCUGUCGUGUCCGCGCCCCUGGACUCGUUUUAGCAGUGCCGCCCUACACAGCUGUGUGAUGGCCGAUUGCAAUGACGAGCUGAACGAGGAGAACAUAAUCAUCAAUGCCCAGGAUGGACUGCCCAAUGUCCAUCCCAUGCUGCUGCCCGAACAGGACAUUGAUGAGUCGCAGCUCUACUCAGAAGACGACGAUCUGGAAGGCCUGCCAUCGUCUCUGAUCGUCACCAACAUUCACGAGAGCGUCUUUGAAUGCCCUGAUAAAAAGCGCGAAAUGGAGAACUUGUUCAAGAUUUAUGAUCCAGAGGUGACCUUCCAUUGGCUGAAAAGCUUCCGGCGGCUGCGGGUAAACUUUGCCACCCCUUUGGCAGCGGUGACCGCCCGCAUCCAGUUGCAUCAGUACAAGUUCAACGACUCAGUGAUUACCUGCUACUUUGCCCAACCGGUCACUCCUGUAAAAAACUGCAGCCUGCAGCCUCCAGCCCCAUACAAGCAGUUUCUUAUAUCGCCCCCCGCUUCGCCGCCCCUGGAUUGGGAGCCGCGCCCUGAAGGGGAACCUAUUGUGAACUACGACCUGGUGGCCGCUCUGGCUACAUUGGCGCCUGGAGGCUCUCAUGAGCUGCAUCCUCCUGCUCCUGGUCAACCGAGCAUUGUGGUGCAUACAGCAGGCUUAAACCCCAAGACAGAUCUGAAGCCAAAGAUUGUCCACACGGCUCGUCCGGAUUGCGGCUAAGCUGGAGUGCUGCUAAGUUUUUUGUACAUAAAUUCAAGCAAAGUGCAACCAUGGAUCUCCUCAAAAAGUUCGCUCAAUUCCCCGCAAUCCCCUGGUUUAGUUGGUGAGAGCCGGCUUUGGAGCCACUCUUGCAUUUUGCCUUUGCCAAAUGGGUAUAUAUUUGAUUAAUUUAUUGCAAUGUUUUGUCUACUGUUUUUUUCUCAUUUGUUUCUUUUGUAACAUAAAUAUAUUUCGUUAAAAAAAAUUUGGAUUUUAUUCAGUG